CAGCAGCAGCAGCAGCAGCUCAGCUCCCCUCGCUGAGGUCUGAUCCACGUCUCCACUUCCCCCCGGGGGCUCCUUCUCGGGAUUAGGGAGAACAAAAGGCGAAACAAGUGCAUGAUUCCGGGCUGUGGGAGCUCCUCCAUCAUCACCACCGCCUGUGAAAGAACAGCGGGACUAUCCCCCCGCUUUGGUCCAGCCUGCUGGCCUUUCUGCACCCAGGGACCCCCUAAUUCAGCCCGGGCUGGGACCGACCCCACUUUCUCCUUCCCCUUCUCAUUUCUCCCCCCCUUUUUUUUUUUUUUUUUACCUUGUCACCCUCGGAAAAGCCCCCAGAGGCAGAUCUCCGGUGGGGGCAACAUCCAUUCCCGGUGCGUCUGUCUGUCCGUCCGUCUGCAGCUCCAGCCUGACAGCAGCGAGAGGACGUGGAUGCCUGCGCUGCUCUGAGAGCAGACACGAUGUUGCGCACCGCGGCCGACGCGCUGGCGGCCGGGCUGCUUUUCCUGGGAUUUUUGCACAGUUUGGAAGUAAGCGCUCCUGCAAGGGCUAUUGAUGCCCCGAGGAGCUGCAGCACAAAGCAGUUUGUGUGCAAGGAUGGGGUGACGUGCAUCUCUAAGGGCUGGCGCUGCGAUCGUGAGAAGGACUGCCCAGAUGGCUCUGAUGAGGACCCUGAUGUUUGUCCACACAGCACCAUAUCACACUGCCCACCCAACGAGUACCAGUGUGGAGGGACGGAGCUGUGCAUCCACAUGAGCAAACUGUGCAAUGGGGCCCCGGACUGUACCGACGGCUGGGACGAGGGACCACACUGCAGAGAGUAUGUGUCCAACUGCUCGAUUGUAAGCUGCCAGGAAAACUGUGCUGUGACUCCAACCGGUACCGCUUGUUACUGCAAGAGUGGUUAUGAGAUCAGCUCUGAUGGAAAGACAUGCAAAGACUUCGAUGAGUGUGGCAUGUAUGGGACCUGCAGUCAGACCUGUACCAACACCGAGGGCUCCUACACCUGUUCCUGUGUGGAGGGCUACUUGUCGCAGCCAGACAACCGCUCCUGCAAGGCCAAGAAUGUGCCAGUAGAUCGUCUGCCUGUCUUGCUGAUUGCCAAUUCCCAGAACAUCCAAGCUACCUCCCUGAGUCGCACCUCUGUCCACAGUCUGCUGUCCACCAGCACCAAACAAACCACAGCCAUGGACUUCGUUUAUGCCAAGGAAACCGUCUGCUGGAUCCACGUGGGAGACGCCCCCUCAUCCACACACCUCAAAUGUGCCUCUAUCCCGAAUCUGAAGAUCUUCACAGAAGAGAGAAUCAUCAACAUCUCCUUCAGCCUCCAUCAUGUGGAGCAGAUGGCCAUUGAUUGGCUCACCGGAAACUUCUACUUUGUGGAUGACGUGGACGACAGGAUAUUCGUGUGUGACAAGGACGGCCAGACCUGCGUCACCCUCCUGGACCAGGAGCUGUACAACCCUAAGGGCAUUGCCCUGGACCCCACCAUGGGGAAGGUCUUCUUCACAGACUACGGUCAGAUCCCUAAGGUGGAGCGCUGCGACAUGGAUGGCCAAAACCGAACCAAGCUUGUAGACAGUAAGAUUGUAUUCCCUCACGGCAUCACGCUGGACCUCGUCAGCAGACUGGUGUACUGGGCAGAUGCUUAUCUGGACUACAUUGAAGUGGUGGACUAUGAAGGCAGAAACCGACACACCAUCAUCCAAGGCUUGCUGAUCGAGCAUCUGUACGGGCUGACUGUGUUUGAAAACUAUUUGUACGCCACCAACUCGGACAACACGAAUGUGCAGCCCAAGACCAGCGUGAUCAAGGUCAACCGCUUCAACAACACAGACCUCCAUGUAGUGACCAGAGUGGACAAAGGAGGAGCGCUGCACGUCUAUCACCAGAGACGCCAGCCUCCAGUGCGCAGCCAUGCAUGUGAGGUGGACCAGUUCGGGAAAGCUGGAGGCUGCUCCGACAUCUGUCUUCUGGGGAACGGACACAAAACCCGGACCUGCCGCUGUCGCUCAGGAUUUAGCUUGGGAAGCGAUGGCAAGUCCUGCAAAAAACCGGAGCACGAGCUCUUCUUGGUCUAUGGUAAGGGCCGUCCAGGCGUCAUCAGGGGCAUGGAUAUGAACGCCAAGGUGCCGGAUGAGUACAUGAUCCCCAUCGAGAAUCUGAUGAAUCCCAGGGCUCUGGACUUUCAUGCCGAGAGCGAGUUAAUCUAUUUUGCCGACGCCACCAGCUACAUCAUCGGUCGCCAGAAGAUUGAUGGAACGGAGAGGGAUACAAUUAUGAAGGAAGGGAUCCACACAGUGGAGGGUAUUGCUGUGGACUGGAUGGCCGACAACUUGUACUGGACAGAUGAUGGACCCAAGAAAACUAUAAGUGUGGCGCGGCUUGAAAAGGCUUCACAGACCCGCAAAACCCUCAUCGAAGGAAAAAUGACUCACCCACGUGCCAUUGUGGUGGACCCUCUUAACGGGUGGAUGUAUUGGACGGACUGGGAGGAAGACCCUAAGGAGAGCAAGCGAGGCAAAAUUGAGCGGGCUUGGAUGGACGGGUCCAACAGAAAUGUUUUCCUCACCAGCAAAACUGUGCUGUGGCCCAACGGCCUGAGUCUGGACAUCCCGCAGGGCAUCCUCUACUGGGUGGAUGCCUACUACGACCGCAUCGAGAUGGUCUACCUCAACAGCUCCGGGCGCAAGACGGUGUAUGAGGGUCAGGAGCUGAGCCACGCCUUUGGUCUGUGUCACUAUAAACACUUCUUGUUCUGGAACGAGUACCGCAGUGGCAGCAUUUACAAGCUGGACACCACCACCAGCAUCGCCACCCUUCUGCGCAGCGAGCGGCCACCCAUCUUUGAGAUCCGGAUGUACGACGCUCAGCAGCAGCAAGGCUCUAACGCGUGCCGCGUGAACAACGGGGGCUGCAGCAGUCUGUGCCUGGCCAUACCAGGAAGCAGGACCUGCGCCUGCGCAGAAGACCAGAUACUGGACCCAGCUGACAACACCAGCUGCAAAGCCAACCCGUCUUACGUGCCUCCCCCUCAGUGUCAGACGGGAGAGUUUGCUUGUAAAAACAACCGCUGCAUCCAGGAGCGCUGGAAGUGUGAUGGAGACAACGACUGUUUGGACAACAGCGAUGAGGCUCCUGAGCUGUGUCACCAGCACACUUGCCCCACAGACAGAUUUAAGUGCAAGAACAACCGUUGCAUCCCUCUGCGCUGGCUGUGCGACGGGGACAAUGACUGUGGGAACGAUGAGGACGAAUCCAACACCACCUGCUCUGCCCGCACCUGCCCUCCCAAUCAGUACUCGUGUGCCAGCGGGCGCUGCAUCCCCAUUUCCUGGACGUGUGACCUGGACGAUGACUGUGGCGAUCGAUCGGAUGAACCUGCUUCCUGCGCCUACCCCACCUGUUUUCCGCUCACUCAGUUUACCUGCAACAACGGGCGCUGCAUCAACAUCAACUGGCGCUGUGAUAAUGAUAACGACUGUGGGGAUAACAGUGACGAAGCCGGCUGCAGUCACUCCUGCUCCAGCGCUCAGUUCAAGUGUAACAGCGGCCGCUGCAUCCCGGACUACUGGACCUGUGACGGAGAUAAUGACUGCGGGGACUACAGCGAUGAGACCAACGCCAACUGCACCAAUCAGACCACACGCCCUCCAGGUGGGUGUCACACAGAUGAAUUCCAGUGUCAGAUGGACGGUCUGUGCAUCCCCCUGCGUUGGCGCUGUGAUGGCGACACCGACUGCAUGGACUUGAGCGAUGAGAAGAACUGUGAGGGCGUCACACACAUGUGCGAUCCAGCUGUCAAGUUUGGCUGCAGAGACUCUGCACGGUGUAUCAGCAAGGCCUGGGUCUGCGAUGGCGACAAUGACUGCGAGGACAAUUCGGAUGAGGAAAACUGCGAGGCGCUGGUGUGUAAGCUGUCGCACCAUGUGUGCGCCAACGACUCCACCAUCUGCCUGCCCGCGGAGAAACUUUGCGAUGGCACUGAUGACUGCCCAGAUGGCUCUGAUGAGAAACUCUGCGACCUGUGUUCUUUGGACAACGGCGGCUGCAGCCAUAACUGCACCGUGGCCCCCGGCGAGGGCGUGAUCUGUUCCUGCCCGCUGGGCAUGGAGCUGGGCUCCGACAAUAAGACUUGUCAGAUCCAGAGCUUCUGCGCCAAACACCUCAAGUGCAGUCAGCGCUGCCAGCAGGACAAGUUCAGCGUGAAAUGCUCAUGUUACGAUGGCUGGGAACUGGAGCCUGACAUGGAAAACUGCAAGAGCACCGACCCGUUCAAACCCUUCAUCAUUUUCUCAAACCGCCAUGAGAUCCGCCGCAUCGAUCUGAAUAAGGGCGAGUUCAGCGUGUUGGUGCCCGGCCUCAGAAACACCAUUGCUCUUGACUUCCAUCUCAACCAGAGUUCCCUUUACUGGACAGACGUGGUGGAAGAUAAGAUCUAUCGUGGGAAGCUUUCUGAGAACGGAGCUCUGACCAGCUUUGACGUGGUGAUCCAGUAUGGGCUGGCUACACCAGAGGGCCUGGCAGUGGACUGGAUAGCAGGAAACAUUUACUGGGUGGAAAGCAACCUGGAUCAAAUCGAGGUGGCCAAGUUGGACGGCACAAUGAGGACCACGCUGCUUGCUGGGGAGGUGGAGCACCCGCGAGCUAUUGCUCUUGACCCUCGGGAUGGAAUACUCUUUUGGACAGACUGGGAUGCCAGUUUGCCAAGAAUUGAAGCUGCAUCCAUGAGCGGAGAGGGCAGGAAGACCAUUCAUAAGGAGACUGGCAAUGGAGGCUGGCCAAACGGACUCACGGUGGAUUAUCUGGAACGACGCAUCCUCUGGAUUGAUGCCAGGUCUGAUGCCAUUUAUUCAGCCAAGUAUGAUGGUUCCGGACUAAUUGAGGUUCUGAGGGGCCACGAGUAUCUGUCGCAUCCGUUUGCUGUCACCAUGUAUGGAGGGGAGGUUUACUGGACGGACUGGAGGACAAACACAUUAGCCAAGGCAAACAAGUGGACAGGAAGCAACGUCACUGUGGUGCAGAGAACCAACACACAGCCCUUUGACCUGCAGGUCUACCACCCAUCCAGACAGCCUCAGGUUCCUAACCCGUGUGCAGCUAAAGAUGGCAAGGAUCCCUGCUCUCAUCUUUGUCUCAUCAACUACAAUCAAACGUUCUCGUGUGCUUGUCCUCACCUCAUGAAGCUCGGUCCUGACAAGCGCACGUGUUACGAGUCUCGGCAGUUUUUGCUGUAUGCCCGUCAGAUAGAGAUCAGGGGAGUGGACAUCGAUAACCCGUACUACAACUAUAUCAUCUCCUUCACUGUGCCGGACAUCGACAACGUGACCGUGGUCGACUACGACGCGCUUGAGCAUCGUAUUUAUUGGUCAGAUGUCCGAACUCAGACAAUCAAGAGAGCUUUCAUCAAUGGCACAGGAGUGGAGACUGUGGUCUCUGCAGAUCUGCCUAAUACGCACGGCCUGGCAGUGGACUGGGUGUCCAGGAACCUGUUUUGGACCAGUUAUGAUGCCAAUAAGAAACAGAUUAAUGUUGCCAGACUGGAUGGAUCCUUCAAGAAUGCCGUCAUCCAGGGCCUGGACAAACCACACUGUUUAGUGCUUCAUCCAAUACUGGGAAAGUUGUACUGGACAGAUGGAGACAACAUCAGCAUGGCCAACACAGACGGCUCCAACCGCAGCAUCCUCUUCACCAACCAGAGAGGCCCCAUUGGUCUCUCCAUCGACUUUGAUGCCGAGCAGCUUUACUGGAUCAGCUCGGGAAACAGCACCAUCAGCCGCUGUAACCUGGACGGCUCUGGGCUGGAAGUGCUGGAGGGGGUCAAGGGCAAGCUGGUCAAGGCCACUGCUCUGGCCAUCAUGGGAGAUAAGUUGUGGUGGGCAGACCAAGGAACUGACCAGAUAGGAACCUGUGACAAAAAAGAUGGGGGCACCUGGAGAGUCCUGAGGAACAGCACUUCUCCCAUGAUGCACAUGAAGAUCUACAAUGAAACCAUACAGAAAGGCACCAAUCUCUGCAGUAAAAACAAUGGAGACUGCUCCCAGCUGUGCCUCCCCACCUCCCCUACCACUAGAGCGUGCAUGUGCACGGCAGGAUACAGCCUGCGAAGAGGCCAGCAGUCUUGUGAAGGUGUGGGAUCUUUCCUGCUGUACUCAGUCCACGAGGGCAUUCGUGGGAUUCCUUUGGACCCAUCUGACAAGUCUGAUGCCCUGGUUCCAGUGUCUGGCACCUCCCUGGCUGUGGGCAUAGAUUUCCAUGCUGACAAUGACACAAUCUACUGGGUGGAUAUGGGUCUAAGCACCAUCAGCAGGGCCAAGAGAGACCAGACGUGGAGAGAGGACGUGGUCACCAAUGGCAUUGGCAGGGUGGAGGGCAUUGCUGUUGACUGGAUAGCUGGAAACAUUUACUGGACUGACCAAGGUUUUGACGUCAUUGAGGUGGCGCGACUCAACGGCUCCUUCCGCUAUGUGGUGAUCUCCCAGGGCCUGGACAAGCCACGUGCCAUCACCGUCCAUCCUGAAAAAGGCUAUCUGUUCUGGACAGAGUGGGGCCAGUAUCCCCGCAUUGAGCGGUCUCGCCUGGACGGCACGCAGAGGGCCGUCCUGGUCAACGGCAGUAUCAGCUGGCCCAACGGCAUCUCCAUUGAUUAUCAGGAAAGUCUGCUAUACUGGUGUGACGCCAGGACAGACAAGAUUGAGCGCAUUAACCUGGAGACUGGAGAAAACAGGGAGGUGGUGCUGGCGAACAACAACAUGGACAUGUUCUCUGUGUCUGUGUUUGAGAGCUACAUCUACUGGAGUGAUAGGACACAUGCAAACGGCUCCAUCAAGCGCGGCAGCAAGGAUAACGCCACAGACUCCGUCUCCCUGAGAACUGGCAUCGGGGUGCAGCUCAAAGACAUCAAGGUCUUCAACAGAGCCAGACAGCAAGGAACAAACGUGUGCAAAGACAACAAUGGCGGAUGUCAGCAGUUGUGUCUUUUCCGUGGCGACAAGCAGCGCACGUGCGCCUGUGCUCACGGCAUGCUGGCCGAAGACGGUCGGAGCUGCCGCGACUACGACGGCUACCUCCUCUACUCCGAGAGAACCAUACUGAAGAGCGUCCACCUGUCGGAUGAAAACAACCUCAACGCACCCAUAAAACCCUUCGAGGACCCGGAGCACAUGAAAAACGUCAUCGCGCUCACGUUCGACCACAGAGGAGGAGGAGGGAAAGGAGCUAACCGCAUCUUCUUCAGCGACAUUCACUUUGGCAACAUCCAGCAAAUCAGCGACAACGGAUCUGACCGCAAGACGGUCGUAGAGAAUGUGGGCUCAGUGGAGGGUUUGGCGUACCACAGGGGCUGGGAUAUGUUAUACUGGACCAGCUACACGACCUCAACCAUCACCCGCCACACCGUGGAUCAGGGCAGCUGGGGGGCCGUUGACCGACACACUGUGGUCACCAUGUCUGGAGACGACCACCCCCGGGCCUUCGUUCUCGAUGAGUGUCAAAGCCUGAUGUUUUGGACCAACUGGAAUGAGCAGUCUCCCAGUAUCAUGCGUGCCACGCUGAACGGUGCCAACGUCCUUGUGAUCAUCGGCACUGACAUCAGAACCCCUAACGGCCUGGCCAUAGACCACCGGGCUGAAAAACUUUACUUCUCUGACGCCACACUGGACAAGAUUGAGCGCUGCGAGUACGACGGCAGCCGGCGCUACGUGGUGCUGAAGAACGAGCCGGUCCACCCGUUCGGCCUGGCCGUGUACGGAGACUACAUCUUCUGGACGGACUGGGUGAGGAGGGCCGUGCUGCGGGCUGACAAAUACACCGGAGGAGACAUGAAGGUGCUGCGUGCCGACAUCCCCCAGCAGCCGAUGGGCAUUGUUGCAGUGGCCAAUGACACUAACAGCUGUGAGUUCUCGCUGUGUCGUGUCAACAAUGGAGGAUGUCAGGACCUGUGUCUGCUCACCUCGGAGGGAAGGGUCAACUGUAGUUGUCGGGGCGAUCGGAAGCUUUUGGACGACAGCACUUGCAUUGCCCUCAACACUACAUGUAAUAGCAUUGACGAGUUUGAGUGCGGAAAUGGCGACUGCAUCCACUACGCGCUGACCUGUGAUGGCAUGGCGCACUGCAAGGACAAGUCUGAUGAGAAGCAGUCCUACUGUACCACCCGCGUGUGCAAGAAGGGCUACAGGCGAUGUGUGAACACCCGCUGUGUGGAGCACAGUACCUGGUGCAAUGGGCAGGACGACUGCGGGGACAAUUCUGAUGAGCUGUUCUGCAACAGCACGAUGUGCUCAGCAGAUCAGUUCCAGUGCAGAGACGGCAGCUGCAUCUCCAACUCCAGCAAGUGUAACCAGAAGGUGGACUGUGAAGACGCUACCGAUGAAAUGAACUGCACUGCCACGGACUGUUCUACAUACUUCCAUUUGGGAGUGAAGGGAGUGAGUUUUGAGAAGUGUGAGUACACCGCCCUCUGCUACGCACCCUCGUGGCAGUGUGAUGGAGCCAACGACUGCGGAGACUACUCGGAUGAAAGAAAUUGCCCAGGGAAGGGGAAGACAACGUGUCCCACGACCUUCUUCUCCUGUCCCAGUGGUCGUUGCAUCCCUAUGAGCUGGACGUGCGAUAAGGAGAACGACUGUGAGAACGGCGCGGACGAAGCUCAUUGCGACAAGUCUUGCUUACCGAGCCAGUUCGAGUGUGGGAACCGCCGCUGCAUUUCCAGCCGCUGGCUUUGCGACGGGGCGGACGACUGUGGGGACGGCACCGACGAGGACAGCAAGUGCAAAAGUAAAACCUGCAGUCCAGAUGCCUUCCAGUGCCCCGGCUCUCACAGGUGCAUUCCUUCCCAUUGGAAGUGCGACGGCGACAGAGACUGUCCAGAUGGAGCUGAUGAGAGUGUCAAAGCUGGCUGUGUCUUCAACAACACGUGCAGCAGCAAUGAGUUCAUGUGCCAGAACCGACAGUGCAUCCCUAAGCACUUCGUGUGCGACCAUGACAAGGACUGCAGCGAUGGUUCCGACGAGUCCCUGGAAUGUGAGUAUCCAACAUGUGGACGCAACGAGUUCCGCUGUGCCAACGGCCGCUGUCUCAUUCAGAGUUCCUGGGAGUGCGACGGAGACUUUGACUGCCACGACCACUCAGACGAAGCGCCGAAAAACCCACACUGCACUGACUCAGAGAAGAAAUGCAAUGACAGCGCCUACGUCUGCAAAAAUGGAAACUGCAUCAACGAGACGUUGCUCUGUGACCAUAAAGACGACUGCGGGGAUGGCUCCGAUGAGCUAAACUGCUUCAUCAAUGAGUGCCUGAACAGCAAGCUGAGCGGCUGCUCGCAGCUCUGUGAAGACCUGAAAAUAGGGUUUAAAUGCAGAUGCCACCCUGGCUUCCACCUGAAGGACGACGGGAAGACGUGCAUCGACGUAGAUGAAUGCACCACCACUUACCCCUGCACUCAGCGCUGCAUCAACACGCACGGCAGUUUCCACUGUUUGUGCGUGAAGGGUUACCGCCUCAGUCCCGAGAAUCCAACAAUAUGCAAAUCCACUUCUGAGGAGGAGCCUUUCCUCAUCUUUGCCAACCGCUACUACCUGAGGAAGCUCAACUUGGAUGGCUCUAACUACACGCUGAUCAAACAGGGAUUAAAUAAUGCCGUGGCUCUGGACUUCGACUAUCGGCAGCAGAUGAUUUAUUGGACGGAUGUGAACACACAGGGGAGCAUGAUCCGACGCAUGCACAUCAACGGCAGCGAUGUUCAGGUCCUUCACCGCACCUUACUCAGCAAUCCUGACGGUCUGGCAGUUGACUGGGUGGCAGGAAACUUGUACUGGUGUGAUAAAGGACGGGAUACUAUUGAGGUGUCGAAGCUGAACGGAGCCUACCGGACAGUUCUGGUCAACAGUGGCCUGAAGGAGCCGCGUGCUGUGGCUGUGGAUGUGCGUUAUGGGUACUUGUACUGGUCCGACUGGGGGGACAACGCUCACAUUGGGAGGGUUGGGAUGGACGGCACCAACCGGAGUGUCAUCAUAGAGGACAAGAUCACCUGGCCCAACGGCCUGACCCUGGACUUCAUCAAUGACCGCAUCUAUUGGGCCGACGCGCGGGAGGACUACAUCGCGUUUGCCAGCCUGGACGGAAGCAGCAGACACAUAGUCCUGACUCAGGACAUCCCCCACAUCUUCGCCAUGACUCUGUUCGAGGAGUACAUCUACUGGACGGACUGGGAGACCAAGUCCAUCAACAGAGCUCACAAGACGCUGGGGACCAACAAGACCAUGCUGAUCAGCACCCUGCACAGACCAAUGGACAUCCACAUUUUCCACCCAUACCGCCAGCCAGAAGUGGCCGGCCACCCAUGCCAGACCAACAACGGCGGCUGUAGUAACCUGUGUCUGCUCUCUCCUGGAGGGGGCUUCAAGUGCGGAUGCCCCACUAACUUCUACCUAGCAGCCGAUGGUAAACACUGCCUGUCCAACUGUACCGCAAGUCAGUUUGUUUGCAAAAAUGACAAGUGCAUCCCAUUUUGGUGGAAGUGUGACACGGAGGAUGACUGUGGGGACCGUUCAGAUGAACCUGCCGACUGUCCUGAGUUCAAGUGCAGACCAGGCCAGUUCCAGUGCGGCACCGGCAUCUGCACCAACCCAGCCUACAUCUGUGAUGGAGACAAUGACUGCCAGGACAACUCCGACGAGGCCAACUGCGACAUCCACGUGUGCUUGCCCAGUCAGUUCAAGUGCAGCCAUCCCAGUCGCUGCAUCCCCGGCAUCUUCCGUUGCAACGGGCAGGACAACUGUGGAGAUGGAGAGGAUGAGAAAGACUGCCCGGAAGUUACAUGCGCCCCCAACCAGUUCCAGUGUGCCAUCAGUAAGCGCUGCAUCCCACGGGUGUGGGUGUGUGACAGGGACAACGACUGCGUGGAUGGAUCUGAUGAGCCUGCCAACUGCACUCAGAUGACGUGCGGCGUGGAUGAGUUCCGCUGCAAGGACUCGGGGCGCUGCAUCCCUGCGCUCUGGAAGUGUGACGGCGAAGCAGACUGCGGAGACGCUUCAGAUGAACCGCAGGAGGAGUGCGAUGAGCGGACAUGUGAGCCUUACCAGUUUCGGUGCAAAAACAACCGCUGCGUGCCCGGCCGCUGGCAGUGCGACUAUGACAACGACUGCGGGGACAACUCCGAUGAAGACAAGUGUGUGCCUCGGAAGUGCUCGGAGAGCGAAUUCUCCUGCACGAAUGGCCGUUGCAUAGCUGGACGCUGGAAGUGCGACGGGGAUCACGAUUGCGCUGACGGUUCAGACGAGAAUGGUUGUGAUGUGAAGUGCGACAGUGAUCAGUUCCAGUGCAAAAAUGGUCAUUGCAUUCCCAUUCGCUGGCGCUGUGAUGCAGAUGCCGACUGCAUGGACGGCAGUGACGAGGAGACAUGUGACACUGGUGUGGGUAGACAUUGCCCCCUGGACGAGUUCCAGUGUAAUAACACUCUUUGUAAGCCCCUUGGCUGGAAGUGCGAUGGUGAGGACGACUGUGGAGACAACUCUGAUGAGAACCCAGAAGAGUGUGUUGAAUUCCAGUGUCCUCCCACGAGGCAGUUCCGCUGUCAUAACGACCGGGUUUGUCUGCCAGUAUCAAAACGUUGUGAUGGCGUGAACAACUGUGGGGACAACAGUGACGAACUCAACUGUCCAACACUUCCCUCCACACCGGUUUGUCAGAAGAAUGAGUUCCAGUGCUCCACCGGCCGGUGCAUCAGCUCUUCUCUGCGCUGCAACUACUUCAAUGACUGCGAGGACUACGGUUCGGAUGAAAUCAGCUGCAACAAGAAAGACACUGUGCUGAACGACUGCCGCAGCAACAGGACCAUGUGCGGAGACGGAGACGAAGGGCAUUGUGUGGUGAACGGCACCGACUCCUUCUGCUCCUGCAAGCCAGGGUUCCAGUCCAAUGGACAAAACAGAUGCGAAGACAAGAACGAGUGUAAGGAGUUCGGAGUGUGUUCCCACAUGUGCAACAACACCAAGGGUUCCUACAAGUGCACUUGCCACAAGAAUUUCAGAAGAAUAAAUCACACCUGCAAGGCUGAUGCUCAGGGUUUGCUGUAUAUCGCCGAUGAUAAUGAGAUCCGCACCCUUGACCCUUCCACGCCAAACUGGCGCUACGAUCAGAUCCUGCAGGGUGACGCCAAUGUGCGCAUCGACGCCAUGGACCUGCAUGUGAAGACGAAUCGCAUUUACUGGACAAACUGGCACACAGGGCGCAUUUCUUCCCAUGAUUUGCCUUCCUCAUCCUCCUCCUCGCCCCAGAACAGCAACCGUAACAGACGGCAGAGUGACUCCAGGGUCACCAACCUUGAGAUUCCGGAUCUGAAGAUGCCUCGUGGCAUCGCUGUGGACUGGGUGGCAGGGAACUUGUACUGGACUGACUCUGGAAGAGAUGUCAUCGAGGUGGCUCAGAUAAGUGGCGGCCGCCACCGCAAAACCCUGAUCUCCGGCAUGAUCGAUGAGCCUCAUGCUAUUGUAGUUGACCCCCAGAGAGGGAAGAUGUACUGGACAGAUUGGGGCAACCACCCCAAGAUUGAAACCGCUGCAAUGGAUGGGACCAUGAGAGAAACACUGGUUGAAGAAAACAUUCAGUGGCCAACCGGUCUGGCCGUGGACUACUUCAACGAGCGUCUGUACUGGGCCGACGCUAAACUGUCCUUGAUCUGUAGUGUGAGGCUGAACGGCAGCGAUGCCACCGUGGCUGUAAACGGCAUUAAAAACAAGCUCCAUCACCCGUUCAGCAUUGAUGUGUUUGAGGACUACGUUUAUGGUGUCACCUACAUCAACAACUACGUCUUCAGAGUAAACAAGUUUGGCAAAGGCCCCAUUGAGAACCUGACGACGGGGAUCAACCAUGCCACAGACAUAGUUCUGCACCACCGACUCAAACAACCAGAAGUGACUAACCCCUGCGACAGGAAGAAAUGUGAAUGGCUCUGUCUGCUGAGCCCCAGCGGACCAGUGUGCACUUGUCCCAACGGACGCACACUGGACAACGGCACGUGCGUGGAGCAGCCUACCCCGACGUUGUCCCCCAUCUCUCCUCCCAGCGGUCCUUGCAUAAUCCAGUGCAUGAACGGUGGCAGCUGUUUCCUAAAUGCCCACAAGCAACCCAAGUGUCGCUGCCAGCCUAACUACGGAGGGGAGCGGUGCGAGAUUGAUCAAUGCAGAGACUAUUGCAAGAACGGAGGAACGUGCACGCCUUCACCUACAGGAUCUCCUACCUGUCGAUGCCUGACGGGCUUUACAGGGCCGAAUUGUAACCUGCACACUUGCAAGGACUACUGCAAGAAUGGAGGCAAUUGUACCGUCAGUGUUGGAAACCAGCCCACCUGUCAGUGCCCCGCAGACUUCCUGGGCGACCAGUGCCUGUAUAGGAGCUGUGAAGGUCACUGUCUGAACAAAGGGACAUGCCUGCAGAGUGAGAAUGGCUCUAAACUGUGCCGAUGUCCGCCCCAGUUCACUGGCAGCACAUGUGAGAUUGACAUGUGUCACUACUGUCGUGACGGCGAAUGCAUCCCCAGUAACGGCUUCUCAUCCUCCAUGAAAUUCACCUGUCGCUGCACGAAUGGCAGGAUCCAGCCCAGCUGUUACACGUGUGACACAAAUGAAUACUGUGCAAAUGGCCAAUGCUUUAUAAAUACCUUAACUCGCCUUCCAGAGUGCAGAUGUUCAGCUGGUUGGGCAGGGCAUCGCUGCGAGUCCGUGGACAGCAGUAGUGACGACUCAGGGUCAAGUGGACGCACGGCCACCAUUGUGAUCACAGUGUUGAUUCUGCUGCUGCUGGUUCUCCUGGCUGCAGGAGCACUGUUGUGGUACAGGAGGAGAAUGAGAGGGGCGAAGGGCUUCCAGCACCAAAGGAUGACUAACGGGGCAAUGAAUGUUGAGAUUGGAAAUCCUGCGUACAAGAUUUAUGAGGGUGAGCCUGAUGACGAUGCUGGGGAACUGCUAGAUGCAGACUUCACACUGGACCCAGACAAGCCCACCAACUUCACAAACCCAGUAUACGCCACUCUGUACAUGGGAGCUCACAACAGCCGCAACUCUCUGGCCAGCACAGACGAGAAGAAGGAGCUACUAUCACGUGGAGAUGAGGAGCCCCUCGUGGAUCCGCUGGCAUAGACUGUCCAUCAGCCUGGAUCAUACAAUUCCAAACACACCCCUCUUCUUGCCUUUUAAAGAAAGAGUAAACUACAAAAUUCCUUUAAAAGUGAGAGAAAAUUGCUUAAAAAAAAGUGUGAACACUGUAUAAAAUGUACAAAAAUGAAGGACUACUUUUGUAUGUGAUUGCAGUAUUAUAUUUGGUUCUUUGGAGAUUCCUCUGGUCAAACACAAAUAACAUUUUCUAUGAGAGAUUUUUAAUUUACACUUUGUCCCUUACCCUUUACCUAAAUAGCCACUACCUCUGUACAAAAUGAAAUGGAAAUGAGUAAAUCAGAAGAAAAAGAUGCUAUCAUUGGAGCAGUUUUAAUUUUUUAUUUUUGUAUGAAUUGUAUAGAUGAGAGAAGAAAAAAAACAUUUUUUUUUCCAUUUCACCAGUGCCAACUGUUUGUUGUUUGUGUUGACUUUGAGCGGGAAAGGCACAACUCAAAGUUUUCUAAAGCGGUACAUGUGUCGUCUUGCUGAAUUUUUUUUUUCAGCAAGACUGUGUGAGACUGUUUGCGUAUAGCACAUGCAAAAUGUCAAUACCCGAUGGCAACUACAGUAUUUUCCACAUAUUUUCUCAGAGAACAAUGUUCAUGAAAUGAUUGUGUCGUCUUCCUUGCACAGAAUAUCACGUCUUAUGGUAUAGUGUGUACUCUAGGCUUUUAACCGUUUGAUGUAAACGCGAUAUGUUUGUUUUUAUCACAAAGUUGGAGCUCACACGUUGAUGAUGUGAGAGGACGGCGUGAUUUUGUAGCUGGAGAAAGAGGAAGUCGGAUAUGGGUUAAACAUUCCAUGGAUGGAGAUUACAGGUGUGAAGCGAUAGAAAGGAUGGCCUUAGCUGGCCCAGAGCGAGGAUGCUGUUGUACAUACAAGAUUGUGGAUGAUAGUGUCAUGUCUACACUAUUUGGCUGUUACUAAGGUCUUCCGCCAGAGGGAAAGGGAGGCUGCAGCUCAGACAAAAUGUGAGGGAGAAAGAGAUUUGGCUGUAUUUUUUUUUGUUCUUUUUCAUUUUUGUAGAGACCAGAUAAUACCUGUCUGGCUUUGUGAAUAAAUUUAUCUUUCUGCCUUUCGAGAAUCAAAGUCUGUAUGUUGUUUUGUAACGACUCGGUCUGAAGUGCAUUAUGUUCAUCGUGUCUUCAGCAGUUUUCUGUUGUUCUUGAGCUCUUUCUGAUCUCUUGUUCUCCUCUGUGCCCUGCUGCUGCUGAUGCUGCCAUUCUGGUCGCCCUGACAACGUCCUUACAUUCAGCCUCUGUCCCAAAAUGCUGCUUCUGUCAGAAAUGCAUCAGUCAUAUCUAAAUGCAUGUGAAAAGUACAAGUCUUCAAUGUAACUGCGUUAACAAGUUUUUACUUCGCUUACCUGUCAAGUGUUAUUUUAUGCUGUUGUAUAUGUUUUGUCUUUAAUUGUGAGAAGUACAAUCAUUUUACCUAAAGAACUUUUUCUUUUUUUUUGCAGAAUCAUACAUGCAUUUUCAGAUUUUUUUUUUGAUUAGUCCUUUUUUUAUGAAAAAUUUCACAUAGCUUUUAUAGUACAACAUGCAUGAAGGCUCAGACUUUCUUCUGGAAAGAGAAUCAUUAAUUUUUGCUGGAGUACUUUACAAACUAAACAAAUAUUGUUAUAAAUAAAAUUUUAAAAACAUGUACAGGAAAAAA
Cololabis saira (Pacific saury) is the source of this 15800-nucleotide messenger RNA. RefSeq names its product low-density lipoprotein receptor-related protein 1-like. The record is from RefSeq and is a predicted model, not a curated record. Gene Ontology annotation, molecular function: calcium ion binding; protein binding. The transcript has 89 exons. NCBI's taxonomy places the organism in Eukaryota, Metazoa, Chordata, Actinopteri, Beloniformes, Belonidae. The coding region runs from base 453 to 14126 and encodes 4557 amino acids.